AUGGAUCCAUCAUCUUCUGGAAUUCAGGAGCCUUUCGACCUCAUCCGGCUCUCCCUCAGCGAACGCGUCUUCGUUAAACUUAGAGGGGACAGGCAGUUAACGGGGAUCCUCCAUGCGUACGAUGGACAUAUGAACCUCAUACUCAGUGAUGUUGAAGAGACCAUCAUGAUCGUCGACGUCGACGAUGAAAAUGUCACAGCUGGAUCUAAGACAGUCAACGUCGCCAAACGGAAAAUGGAUAUGCUGUUUGUACGAGGAGAUGGAGUUAUCUUGGUUUCACCACCUUCACGGACAUGA
Molecule: messenger RNA, 297 nt
Organism: Pleurotus ostreatus (oyster mushroom)
Lineage: Eukaryota; Fungi; Basidiomycota; Agaricomycetes; Agaricales; Pleurotaceae
Gene: LSM3
Product: U4/U6-U5 snRNP complex subunit lsm3
Exons: 4
Coding region: 1-297 (98 amino acids)
Biological process (GO): P-body assembly; mRNA splicing, via spliceosome
Cellular component (GO): U6 snRNP; U4/U6 x U5 tri-snRNP complex; P-body
Molecular function (GO): RNA binding
Source: RefSeq, a predicted model, not a curated record